GCAGGCGGCAGGCGGCGGCGGACAGUGGGCAGGGGCGGCCGGCCGGCCAGGGCCCCGAGGAGGCGGCGGCGGCGGCAGGAUGAUCAAGCUGUUCUCGCUGAAGCAGCAGAAGAAGGAGGAGGAGUCGGCGGGCGGCACCAAGGGCAGCAGCAAGAAGGCCUCCGCCGCGCAGCUCCGCAUCCAGAAAGACAUUAAUGAGCUCAACUUGCCCAAGACCUGUGAGAUUGACUUUUCUGAUCAGGACGACCUCCUCAACUUCAAGCUGGUCAUCUGCCCCGAUGAGGGCUUCUACAAGGCUGGCAAGUUUGUGUUUAGUUUUAAGGUUGGCCAGGGUUACCCCCACGACCCACCCAAGGUGAAGUGUGAGACCAUGGUUUAUCACCCCAACAUCGACCUUGAGGGCAAUGUCUGCCUUAACAUCCUCAGAGAGGACUGGAAACCAGUGCUAACGAUAAACUCCAUCAUCUACGGGCUGCAGUAUCUGUUCUUGGAGCCCAACCCCGAGGACCCCCUGAACAAGGAGGCGGCUGAGGUCCUGCAGAAUAACCGGCGCCUCUUCGAGCAGAACGUGCAGCGCUCCAUGCGCGGCGGCUACAUCGGCUCCACGUACUUCGAGCGCUGCCUCAAAUAGGUGGGGGCGGACUGACGGACGGACAGCCCCGCCCCCCGGGCCGGCCCUCCUCCUCCGGGCCCCUCCCCCUGGUUGGGGUGGGGGACGGGGCGUCCGCGGCCCCCGGGCCACAUAUUUAUUGGGGGCCGGGGCCUCGCGCGGGAGUGGGGAUGGGGAGGGGUCUCCGGCUGCACCCCGCCCCCAGUUCUCUUUUUGGGUUUAGUUUUUUUUUAACCACGUGAUUGAUGGGCGCCGCCCUCCCCCGCCCCAGUCGUCAGGAUCAGAGAAGGGAAAUGAAUUGGAUUGUCCCCGGACCCCGCCCCCACUCUCACUCGAGUUUGUGUCAGGUUAUUAAAAGGGGAAUGUUGAUGCAGUG
This is a messenger RNA of Phascolarctos cinereus (koala), 986 nucleotides long. It is a transcript of the gene UBE2M, whose product is annotated as ubiquitin conjugating enzyme E2 M. Lineage: Eukaryota; Metazoa; Chordata; Mammalia; Diprotodontia; Phascolarctidae. The record is from RefSeq and is a predicted model, not a curated record.